AUGUACUUUUCGAAAAGGGAAAGCAUAGAAACACCUUUUUUUUCCAAGGUGAUGACUGAGAGGAAGUUUGCACUUAUAUGUAAGUUCCUACAUUUUUCUAAUAAUAACGAAAUUGACGAAAACACUUCUCAGAGGAAGCUAUUCAAAAUUAAACCUGUUCUAGAUCACCUUCAAAAAAGGUUUAUGGAGGUUUACAUUCCUGAACAAAACAUUUCCAUUGACGAGUCACUACUAGGUUGGAAAGGUCGCCUAACGUGGAAACAGUACAUCCCAUCGAAAAGAAAAAGGUUUGGGAUAACACUAUUUAUUUUAGCUGAAAGCUCAUCAGGCUACACCUAUAACUUUUUGAUAUAUACCGGAGCUGAUACAAACUAUGGCGACAGCUUCGCGAGUGAACCUUUAUCAGCUAGAGUGGUAUUAGAACUCUCAAAUAAUAUCUUAGAUAAAGGUUAUUGUCUGUUUCUCGAUAACUACUAUACUAGCGUGGACUUGGCAGAAAAGUUAUCGAUGAGGCGCACAGAUUGUGUUGGCACAAUGAGGUUGAAUAGGAAAGGUAUACCAAAAGAGCUGAAGGAGAAAAAGUUGGAACACGGAGAAGCAUAUGCCUUAUUUAGGAAGAAAAUUAUGUUGCUGAAGUAUAAAGAUAAAAAAGAAAUAGUGAUGAUAAGUACUUUACAUGACAAUCAGUUUGUAGAGAAAACAAAAAGAGGGAAGGUAAUGAAAAAGCCAGUAGUUAUAGAGCAUUAUAAUAAAAAAAUGGGUGGAGUAGAUUUGACAGACAAUAUGCUCCAUUUUUAUGCAAUGUCACGUACACACCUCAAAAAAUAUUACAGAAAAAUAUUUCUUCAUUUCUUAGAUAUAACUGUAUUAAACAGUUACAUCCUUUACAAAAAACUUUGUGGUAGGAAGUCACGUCUGAACUUUGUAAUAGAUUUAGCUGAAAAACUGAUAGAAAAAUAUGGAAGAGAUAAGAAUUGUAAUGCAGGUAGACGAUCAAAAACUCAAAAACAAAAAAUGCAAGUCGGCUGA
Molecule: messenger RNA, 1029 nt
Organism: Acanthoscelides obtectus
Lineage: Eukaryota; Metazoa; Arthropoda; Insecta; Coleoptera; Chrysomelidae
Source: the annotation of a GenBank genome assembly